Messenger RNA from Calidris pugnax (ruff), 1572 nucleotides. Its product is annotated as keratin, type I cytoskeletal 12-like. Gene Ontology annotation, molecular function: structural molecule activity. The record is from RefSeq and is a predicted model, not a curated record. NCBI's taxonomy places the organism in Eukaryota, Metazoa, Chordata, Aves, Charadriiformes, Scolopacidae. The transcript has 8 exons. Bases 1 to 1572 code for a protein of 523 amino acids.
AUGGCCCUGUCUGUGCGCACAAGCGCUGGGUCCCGGCAGCUCUCGUCUCGCAGCGGGCUCGGCGGGGGAUCCCUGAGGAUGUCUGGUUCCAGCGCUGGAGGAGGCUUUGGGGGCAGCGGCCUUGGGUUUGGUGGUGGAUCUAGCGGAGGGUUUGGUGGUGGAUCUGGCGGAGGGUUUGGUGCUGCUUCUGUGCUUGGUUCAGGCUCCGGCUUCAGUGGGGGCUUUGGGGGCAGCUUAAGUAGUGGCGUCGGCGGAGGCUUUGGUGGUGGUUUAGGUGGUAGCUAUGGAAGUGGCUUAGGCGGUGGGUUUGGUGGAGGUUUUGGAAGUGGUUUUGGCAGCAGCUCAGGCACUGGCUUUGGAGGUGGCUUUGGAAGCGGCUCAGGAUCUGGUUUCGGAGGUGGCUUUGGCACUGGUGGUGCUGGGGAUGGUGGCCUUCUUUCUGGCUCAAAAAAAGAAACUAUGCAGAACCUCAAUGACCGACUGGCUGCUUAUCUGGACAAAGUACGAUCUCUGGAGGAUGCCAAUACUGAGCUGGAGCGCAAAAUCCGCGAGUGGUACGAGAAAAACGGCCCCGGAGCUGGUGUCCCUGGCACUGGCAAUGACUAUAGUAAAUAUUAUCCUAUCAUCGAAGAUCUUCGAAACAAGAUCAUUAAUGCAACUAUCGACAACGCAAGAAUCAUUUUGCAGAUUGAUAAUGCCAGACUGGCUGCUGAUGAUUUCAGACUGAAAUAUGAGAACGAGGUGGCUCUUCGCCAGAGCGUGGAAGCCGACAUCAACGGCCUGCGCAGGGUUCUCGAUGAGCUGACCUUGACCAGAGCCGACCUGGAGAUGCAGAUCGAAAGCCUGAAUGAAGAGCUGGCCUACCUCAAAAAGAAUCAUGAAGAGGAGCUCCAGGGAAUCCAAAGCACCACUCUUGGCCAAGUCAGUGUUGAAAUGGAUGCUGCCCCUGGAACUGACCUGACCAAGCUCCUGAAUGACAUGAGGGGACAGUAUGAAGUCAUUGCUGAGCAGAACCGUAAAGAGGCUGAAGCAUGGUUCAAUGAAAAGAGUGGGGAGCUGAAGAGGGAAAUCUCCACCAAUACUGAGCAGCUUCAGUCAGGAAAGAGUGAGAUCACAGACUUGAAACGGACCCUCCAGAGCCUGGAAAUUGAGCUACAAUCUCAGCUCGCCAUGAAAAAAUCCCUUGAGGACACUUUGGCAGAAACGGAAGGAGGUUACUGUGCUCAGCUUUCACAAAUGCAGCUUCAGAUCGGGAACCUGGAGUCGCAGCUGUUCCAGGUGAGGGCUGACAUGGAGCGCCAGAACGCGGAGUAUCAACAGCUGCUGGACAUCAAGAGUCGUCUGGAAAUGGAGAUUGAAACCUACCGUCGCCUGCUGGACGGCGAGUUUGUGAGCGCAGGACAGGGAGUUACAUUUGAAAGCUCAUCCUUGACAGGGUCCAAAUCACAAACACAAUCACUGGAUUCUUCUCAGGAUCCUACCAAAACCAGAAAGAUCAAGACAAUUGUCGAAGAAGUGGUAGAUGGGAAAGUUGUUGCGUCGCACGUUAAGGAAGUUGAAGAGAAGAUAUAA